This is a messenger RNA of Cebus imitator (Panamanian white-faced capuchin), 1292 nucleotides long. Its product is annotated as dymeclin-like. Lineage: Eukaryota; Metazoa; Chordata; Mammalia; Primates; Cebidae. Gene Ontology annotation, cellular component: Golgi apparatus. Gene Ontology annotation, biological process: Golgi organization. The record is from RefSeq and is a predicted model, not a curated record.
AAUUUCCCCUCAUCCAUUCCACAUGCCUUCCAGAUCGCCUUGAAUAGUUUGUACACAGCUCUUUGUGAACAGCAGACAUCUGAUGAAGCAACUCUCCUCUUGUAUACAUUGCUCCAUCAAAAUAGUAAUAUUAGAACAUACAAGUUGGCUCGCACAGAGGAAAAUCUUGUUUUACCAAUUCUUGAGAUUCUGUAUCAUGUUGAAGAAAGGAAUUCUCACCAUGUGUAUAUGGCCCUUAUAAUACUGUUGAUCCUUACAGAAGAUGAUGGCUUCAACAGAUCCAUUCAUGAAGUGAUACUAAAGGAUAUUACUUGGUAUUCAGAACGAGUUUUAACUGAAAUCUCCCUUGGGAGUCUCCUGAUCCUGGUGGUAAUAAGAACCAUUCGGUACAACAUGACUAGGACAAGGGACAAGUACCUUCACACAAAUUGUUUGGCAGCUUUAGCAAAUAUGUUAGCACAGUUUUGUUCUCCCCAUCAGUAUGCUGCCCAGAGGAUCAUCAGUUUAUUUUCUUUGCUGUCUCAAAAACACAACAAAUUUCUGGAACAAGCCACACAGUCCUUCAGAGGUUCACUGAGUUCUAAUGAUGUUCCUCUACCAGAUUAUGCACAAGACCUAAAUGUCAUUGAAGAAGUGAUUCGAAUGAUGUUAGAGAUCAUCAACUCCUGCCUGACAAAUUCCCUUCACCACAACCCAAACUUGGUUUAUGCCCUGCUAUACAAACAUGAACUCUUUGAACAAUUUCGAGCUCAUCCUUCAUUUCAGGAUAUAACGCAAAAUACUGAUCUGGUGAUCACCUUCUUUAGCUCAAGGUUGCUACAAGCUAGAGCUGAGCUGUCAGUGGAACGGGUCCUGGAAAUAAUUAAGCAAGGUGUCGUUGCACUGCCCAAAGACAGACUGAAGAAAUAUCCAGAACUGAAAUUCAAAUAUAUGGAGGAGAAGCCUGAGGAGUUUAUUAUCCCCUAUGUCUGGUCUCGUGUCUACAACUCAGCAGUCGGCUUGUACCGGAACCCUCAGGCCAUCCAGCUGUUCACCAUGGAUUCCGACUGAAGACAGGACGCUCUGCGGCCCGACCCCUCCAGCCAAGCAGCCCUUCACGUCAGUUCAUUUCUGGGUAACAGAAGCAGACAGACAGAUUGCCUGCGGUACCUUCUGUUAAAGAGGAUGGCACAAGUGUGUUUUCCUCAGACACUUUGAUUUGGAGAACUGGUGCCAGUUGGCAGUAGAUCACUCAGCGUAGAUAGUAGUGCAAAAAGGGGAGGAAAUACACAAUAAUAAAUGUAAAAACCUGC